ACAGUCUAUGCAGCCACAGCCGUCAUAUAAGACUUUUCUCUCAAAGGACAGACAGGGGAUUACAUCUGCUGCUUUACUUCUUCGGAAACAGACUAUAAAGAUUAGGAAUCUACAGCAAUGCAGGCUGUAGUUGCGGUGAUGUGUAUGAGUGCAGUCCUCCCAGUCAGCAGUUGGAACCCACAGCUGGAUGAGCCCUGGGAGCUGUGGAAGAGCACUUACAAUAAAACAUAUGAUCAGAAGGAGGAGAUCUUUAGGCGAAUGGUGUGGGAGAAGAACUUGAAGAAGAUUCAGUUCCACAACCUGGAGCACUCCAUGGGGAAACACAGCCACCGCCAGGGCAUGAACCAAUUUGGAGACAUGACCAAUGAAGAGUUUGUUCAGGCCAUGAAUAGCUACCAACCCCAAACUGAGGGAAAGCUUAAGAAGUCUCUAUUUGUGAAGCCCAACUUUCUGGAAGUCCCUAAUGCUGUGGACUGGAGGGAAAAAGGCUACGUCACUCAUGUCAAAAACCAGGGUCACUGUGGCUCCUGUUGGGCUUUUGGUGCCAUCGGGUCUCUGGAGGGCCAACAGUUCAGGAAAACAGGUCGACUUGUGUCACUGAGUGAGCAGAACCUGAUGGACUGCUCCAGACCCCAAGGCAACAGGGGCUGUGAUGGUGGUUGGAUGGACAUGGCUUUCCAGUAUGUUAAGUCCAAUGGGGGUCUAGACUCGGAGGAAUCCUACCCGUAUGUUGGUAAAGACCAGAUCUGCCAGUACGACCCCAGGUACAACUCUGUCAACGUCACAGGGAUUAUUGAUAUUUCCAGAGGCAGUGAACGAUCCCUGAUGGAGGCCGUGGCUGCUGUUGGGCCAGUUUCUGUUACCAUUGAUGCUAGUCAGUCUUCUUUUCAGUUUUACCAAUCAGGCAUCUACUAUGAAAAGCUUUGCAGCACCUCCAAGCAUAACCAUGGUGUGGUGGUUGUUGGUUAUGGUUUCCAAAAAACCCAUGAUUCUGUUGAAAACUACUGGAUUGUCAAAAACAGCUGGGGCUCAAGGUGGGGAAACAAUGGCUACAUCUACAUGGCUAAAGACAAAAAGAACAACUGUGGCAUUGCAUCCCAUGCCAGCUAUCCUCUGGUCUGAGACGUUUUACUCCAAUAUCAUGCAGUGGAGAAAUGGAAAUCAGCUUUAUCCUGACUUCUGCGUUAAUAUGAGCAUUUCCAAAGUUUUAUGACCAGUGAAAAUUGGCUUUUAUUCAAAUACUGUAUAGAUAAGCAUAGUCAUGGGGCUUAAAACAUCUUAACAUAUUGUUCUUACAGUAUAAAAAUGUGGCAGUAGCUCAUUAACCACAGCUUGUCAAUUAGAAGGCUGUUUAGUUUGAUUUCUUUACAACUACAGGCUUCAAUAUCCUUAGUAAGACAUUGGAUCCCUUUUAGGUAAAAAGGUGAGAGACUGAGUUUGAGUUGUGCGCUUCUAUCACCUGUACGUUCCGUAGCAUUUUAUUUUGAGAAACAUAGGUCUGGUGUGAGGACAAGCCAGCACCAGGUGCUAGCUGGGUUUAAACACAAUACCAAGGAAAGCAUUUUUUUAGAGUGUGCUUUCUUUGCUGAUCAUCGUUUUUCUCUAUGCUGCAUUUAUAGAUGGAAUAGCUUGAAUCUAGGUUUUAAUAUUUUUUCCAAUGCCACCCAGACCACUUGGCUAUUUGGUCCUGAAUCCAAUACAAAUCUGAUCUUUUCAAAUGUGACCUGCGUCUGAACAGCCAGGUCGCCUGGGUCUUGCUAUAAAGAAGCGACAAGAAAAACAACCAUGGCAGACGAUUCACUACAAUCUGGCACUACCAUCCAUGUUUACUUCCAUAAACACAGAGCACGCUGGCCUGUGAUGUAAUUGCGUCCUCUACUGCGCAUC
Cyprinodon variegatus (sheepshead minnow) is the source of this 1887-nucleotide messenger RNA. RefSeq names its product cathepsin L1-like. The coding region runs from base 118 to 1122 and encodes 334 amino acids. Gene Ontology annotation, cellular component: lysosome. Gene Ontology annotation, biological process: immune response. Gene Ontology annotation, molecular function: cysteine-type endopeptidase activity. The record is from RefSeq and is a predicted model, not a curated record. The transcript has 8 exons. Lineage: Eukaryota; Metazoa; Chordata; Actinopteri; Cyprinodontiformes; Cyprinodontidae.